AUGGGCGCAAACUUCUUCGGGCUCACGGGCAAUGCCCUGACCAUGCUCCAGCUUGCGCUGGUCGUGUGCCCGUCAUUCAUCCUCUUCGGAUACAACCAGGCAGGCCUUGGUGGUCUUCUCACCACCGAGGACUGGGUGAAGACCUUCCCCGAGAUCGACACCGUCAACACUGAGGGCGCUACCAAGAACAAGAACUCGACGCUUCAGGGCUUCGUCGUCGCCACCUUCACCAUCGGUGCCCUCAUCGGUUCCCUUUCUUGCUCCUGGUCCGGUAACAAGUUCGGUCGCCGCAACGUCAUCUUCUUCGCCGGUGUCUGCUCCCUCAUCGGCGAGGUCCUCGAGUGCUCCGCCUUCUCCCUCGCCCAGCUUAUCGUCGGUCGCGUCAUCGUCGGUCUGGCUAUCGGUCAGCUGUCCUCCAUCGUCCCCGUCUGGCAAUCAGAAACCUCCGGCGCCGCGAACCGUGGUCGCCAUGUCGUUCUUACCGGUCUCUUCACCUGCGUCGGCUACGUCCUCGAGAGCUGGAUCAACCUGGGUUUCUGGGAGUUCAAGACCGGCCCCGUCACCUGGCGCCCUCCCAUCGCCAUCGCCAUCCUCUUCUCCCUGAUCCUGAUGGGCAGCAUCUACUUCCUGCCUGAGUCCCCCCGUUGGUUGGUGAUGAAGCAGAAGUCCGAGCAGGCCCGUGGCAUUAUCGCCGCCCUCCGUGGUCUCGACGAGAACUCCAUCGAGGUUCAGGCCGAGCUUGCUGGCAUUGAGCACUCCCUCGAGGAGACCACCGCCAACGCCGCCAAGCUCACCGACAUGCUCAAGAUGGGUGACGACAAGCUCCUCUACCGCUUCGGUCUCUGCAUCCUCCUGCAGUUCUACCAGCAGAUGUCCGGCUCCAACUUGGUCUCCGUCUACGCUCCCAUCCUGUUCCAGCAGAACCUUGGCAUGAAGAGCGAGGCUUCCCGUGCUCUGGCCGGCGGUGCCCUCACCUGGAAGUUCAUCUCUUCCUUCGUCGCCUUCUUCACCAUUGACCGAUUCGGUCGCCGCGUCGUCUUCAUCCUCAGCGGUAUCGGCAUGGCUGCCUGCAUGAUGUCUCUGGCCAUCACCACUUCCUUCCCCAAGGACAACCAGGCUGCCCAGAUCGCCGCCGGAUGCUUCAUCUACCUGUUCAACACUUUCGUGCCUAUCGGCUUCUUGGGUGCCAACUUCCUCUACUGCACUGAGGUCGCCCCCAUCCGUCUCCGUAUGGCCAUGUCCUCCAUCUCCACCGCCAACCACUGGCUCUGGAACUUCAUUGUCGUCAUGAUCACCCCUGUUGCCCUCAACACCAUCGGCUGGCAAUACUACAUCAUCUACGCCGUCAUCUCCGCUUGCAUUCCCGUCAGCGUCUACUUCCUCUACCCUGAGACCAUGGGUCGCAACCUGGAGGAGAUCGACAUGCUCUUCCGCGAAUCUCCCUCCGUCUUCGCCACCGUGCGCUUCGCCAAGAACCGCCCGGUCGCCAUGCCCCAGGAGUUCGAUACCGAGAAGCCUGGUGACAAGGCGCAGUACGUUGAGCAGAAGCCUGAGGACUCCUCUGCCUAA
Messenger RNA from Colletotrichum karsti, 1569 nucleotides. Its product is annotated as hexose carrier protein. Gene Ontology annotation, cellular component: membrane. The transcript has 2 exons. The record is from RefSeq and is a predicted model, not a curated record. Lineage: Eukaryota; Fungi; Ascomycota; Sordariomycetes; Glomerellales; Glomerellaceae. Gene Ontology annotation, molecular function: carbohydrate:proton symporter activity. Gene Ontology annotation, biological process: carbohydrate transport; transmembrane transport. Bases 1 to 1569 code for a protein of 522 amino acids.